GCGCUUCUCUGGUCACACCAAACAUGGCAACAACAAUUAUUUCAACCAAAUAAAUUGAAAAUAAUUAAUCUCUGCAUAAAAUGCUGCUAAAUAAAAAGAACCUCAUGUACAAACAGCUGGUGGAAAAGCUGUACGACAAAUGCCAGAAGAUACAGGCGGAAAAUGAGCGCUGUGUGAUGAGGGUAAACGGAAUCAAAAAGAUUGUGAGAAGGCGAAACCACGAUGUGGAAAUACUGAAAAGGCGGCUGGACAAGCACGGCGACGAUUGGCGCUCAGUUCCGAUGGUGGCACCUCAUCCCAAGGGAAAAACCGAGCAGAAACGCCGCGGACCCAAGCCCAAAAACAAACAGGCCGCAGAUGGAACGGGAGCUCCAGGAUCUGAAGCUGGAUCCAAUCCUCCAGUGCCUCGCAAGCCCCGAAAGCCAAAGGCCAAACCGCCAACAACUGCCUUUAAUUCAAUAAUCCCGCCCCCACAUCCCCAACCUCAAAUCGAAACCUGAGUUUGGGCUAUUCUCUGGCAUAUUCUAUUUUUAAGAACAUUAACUAUAGUAUGUACUAUGUAUAUUAGUAAGAUAAAAACUAUACCAUUGUAAAAGUUGAAAUGUUAUAAUUAAAUAAGGCGUAUAAAUAAAUAAAUCAUUUUAUAUUU
Messenger RNA from Drosophila biarmipes, 649 nucleotides. RefSeq names its product TCF3 fusion partner homolog. The transcript is spliced from 2 exons. Gene Ontology annotation, biological process: apoptotic process; positive regulation of apoptotic process; apoptotic signaling pathway. NCBI's taxonomy places the organism in Eukaryota, Metazoa, Arthropoda, Insecta, Diptera, Drosophilidae. The record is from RefSeq and is a predicted model, not a curated record. The coding region runs from base 81 to 500 and encodes 139 amino acids. Gene Ontology annotation, molecular function: DNA binding. Gene Ontology annotation, cellular component: Ino80 complex.